This is a messenger RNA of Papaver somniferum (opium poppy), 1875 nucleotides long. Its product is annotated as protein OSB3, chloroplastic/mitochondrial-like. The coding region runs from base 119 to 1327 and encodes 402 amino acids. Lineage: Eukaryota; Viridiplantae; Streptophyta; Magnoliopsida; Ranunculales; Papaveraceae. The record is from RefSeq and is a predicted model, not a curated record. Gene Ontology annotation, cellular component: mitochondrial nucleoid. Gene Ontology annotation, biological process: positive regulation of helicase activity; mitochondrial DNA replication. The transcript is spliced from 9 exons. Gene Ontology annotation, molecular function: single-stranded DNA binding.
CCCUCAUUUUCAGAAAAAAACAGAACCGGGCCUAAAAAAAAUUGAGAAAUUUCCUUUUUCUUGAUCAUCGAAAAACAAAAUUCUUAAACCCUAAUAAACCCCAGAGUCUUGAAUCACCAUGAAUGUCUGCAAAUCAUUUGCAAUAAAUUUAUCAUCAUCUCAAUCAACAGUAAAACGACUAUGUAUAGCUCUUCAAUCAUCUCACCUCUUCUCCACCUCCUCCUCCUCAUCACCAUCGCCAGAAUCCGAAUUGCUAGUUUAUGAAAUUGAUAAGGAAUUUUCUAGGUUUGAAAUUGAUCACAAACUCCAACCUCAGAAAUAUAUGGGUAAUCUUGAUUGGCCAAAACCUAGUGAAAUACCUUGGCAAUCAAACAAAACUAAUUCUAUUAACUUGAUUGGUUCAAUUUCUAUGCCUGUUCAAUUCCAAGAUGAAUAUCCUGAUGGAAAAUCCAGGCUCAUCGCUAUUCUUUCGCGUGAUUCGGCUCCGUUUCUUCGGAUCCCCAUAAUCUUGAAAGGUUGUCUAGCAGAUAUUGCUGCUGAGCAUUUGAAAGAAAAAGACGUAAUUCAUGUAGCUGGGCAUUUAAGUGGAGUUUCACUUCCACCAAAAUUUGUUAAAGAAUAUGGUCAUUUUGGUAUCCAGGUUACGGCGCAUAGCAUAAGUUUUAUCAAAGAGCCCUUCCAAGGAAACCAAACCUACACAACUUAUACGCAAGGUGGACAAACUUCUGGCCAGUCGGUCAAUACGUUAAAAGAUACCUUUUGGAGAGACUUGUUUGACAACCCAAGUCAGUGGGCUGAUUACAGGAAGGAUAAGCUCAAUGGACUGGUAAAACCAAAACAUCCCGAUUUCAAGCACAAGGAUAGUGGCCAGCCAUUAUGGAUUAACAGUGCACCAAAAUGGGCCAUUUCAGAACUUCAGAUCACUUCAGGAAAAGGAGAGGAGUACUCUUUGAGCAGUGCUCAAAAACCAGUUGGUUCCAGCUGGAUCAAUUCAGAAAAGAAAUUGGAGUCGACAGAUAGUAGAUCUGGUAAGCUUACUGUAAAGGCCCCAGACUUCAUUCACAAGGACACACGUGAGGCAUUGCGGCUUGAUAGCUCACCAACUAGGGUAUCGGAGAAGUUGCUUCCUGCAAGCAAACCAAAAGAUGAGACAGAGGAGUCCUGGAUGAAUUUAAUUGAAAGUCCAGAUAAAUGGGUGGACAUCAGAUCUGAAAAGGUCAACAUAAAGGAGCCCGACUUUUUACAAAAGGACACUGGCUAUGCAUUGUGGCUUAGUAAUGCACCAACUUGGGUGCUGCAAAAAUUGUUUCCUCCAAAGCGGUUAUGAAGAUAGCUAGAAAUCCUUAAUGAAGGUUCAUUGCAGCCUCUUCUUGUUCUAAUACGAGUUGGCUGAUGAUUUUAAAUCUGCUGGCGAAGGGGCGAUGAUACGUAGCACAGUCUAACUAAACUAAACAAUAUAUGUGGAUUUGUACAGCUUAUCAAGGAUGAAAGGGUAUACAUAAAAGACCAACCAAGAAAAUAUCAGAAUUCUCAAAGCAGUGUUAUUUGGUUCUUCUCUGCCCGACCUCCAUUUCUAUCUCAGCUAAGAGUUGAUGUUCCAGUUAUGCAUUUUGACUGUCAUGCACCUGCAGAAGAUCGACUGUUGGGGCCAACCUAGUUGGUAGCAGUCACACAAUUGUGCUUAUGGUGAUAUAUGGCAAUCGUUAGGUUUUUCGUUAUGGACUGUGCUUGCUUUUUUCCCCUUUUAUUAGCAAAAAGUUCUUUUUUGUUUUUUCAAAGCAAUUAAAGAACUUUGUAGUUUCGAACUGAGGUCACUGAUGUGAACUUUACCACUGCACUGCUUUCAAUCGUCCAAUAACAAAGUUAAAUUAAAAA